CACCCAGUCUCUACCUGGAAAACAAAAGGGGUGGAUGUUAUUUUGUAGCUCCUUGCACUGUUUUUUCUUUCCCCAUCAGCUGCGCUGAUUUAUUUGCAUUGACCCGUUGUCUUUGAAAACCGGGUCCGGUGCCUCUCCCCUCCUCCUCCCCUAUCCUUUCUUUCUCCCCCGGUCAGUCCUUCUAUACCCUCCUUCCUUUUGCCUUUUAUUCGAUCCCGCAACGCUGCAAAGUCGCAAAGAUGCCCAGCUCGCUCUUCGCUGACAGCAGUGUCCAGGGAGAUGCGCUGGACGACCAGAGAGCCCUGCAGAUCGCGCUGGAUCAGCUCUCCCUGCUCGGCUUGGACAACGACGAGAACCUCCUGUACGACAACAACCAAGAGCCCCGCAAAAAGAGCGUCAACAUGACUGAAUGCGUCCCGGUUCCCAGCUCCGAGCAUGUGGCUGAGAUUGUGGGCAGACAAGGUUGCAAGAUCAAAGCGCUGCGAGCAAAGACCAACACCUACAUCAAGACCCCGGUUCGAGGUGAGGAGCCUGUUUUUGUGGUAACGGGAAGGAGGGAGGAUGUGGCUAUGGCCAGGAGGGAGAUCAUCUCUGCUGCUGAGCACUUCUCCAUGAUCCGAGCCUCGAGAAACAAAAAUACCGGCCUGAACGGGAGCGGCACUGCAGUCCCUGGACCACCUAACCUGCCUGGACAGACCACCAUCCAGGUUCGGGUUCCUUACCGCGUGGUGGGGUUGGUUGUAGGCCCCAAGGGUGCUACCAUCAAGCGCAUCCAGCAGCAGACCCACACCUACAUCGUGACACCCAGCCGAGACAAGGAGCCGGUUUUUGAGGUGACUGGGAUGCCGGAGAAUGUGGACCGAGCACGUGAAGAGAUUGAAGCCCACAUUGCCAUGAGGACAGGUGGCCUUAUUGAGCUCCAGGAUGAAAAUGACUUCCAUGCCAAUGGGACCGAUGUGGGUUUUGAUCUGCAUGGGCAUGCCACCCUGUGGUCCAAGCCCAAUGCCGGGAUGACCCCCACCUUGGUGCGUAAACCCUUCUCCAACUAUCGCAAUGACUCGUCCUCCUCCCUGGGCAGUGCCUCCACAGACUCCUACUUUGGUAACAACAGCUCACGCAUGGCAGAUUACAGCCCUCCCAGCCCCGCUCUCAGCUACACCGCCACCAACAACAAUGGUAACAACAAUAACAACAACAUCAAUGUCAACACCAAUGGCAACGGUUUUGUUUACGGAAGUGAGGUGAUCUCGCCAGACUGCACUGAUCUUACUUUUGAGUCCUCACCAGGGUUUGACCCUACGCAAGCCCCGCCGGGCCUCCUGUGGUCCCAGUAUGAUAGUCGCACGACCCCCUCCUCCACUGGAGGCAGCUCCCCCACCUCCACCUCAGCCAUGUUCCCCAAAAACACCUCCCCUAAUGCCAAUGGGAUAGCGGUGAGUCAGAGAAGGGUUAAUGGAUGUACGCCGCAGCCCAGACUGUCGCCUCCACUUCAUAGCCACACUGGAGGCCCUACUGAGCACCCAUUAGCCCGGAGGGUGCGCAGUGACCCGGGCGGAGGCCCGCUCAGUUUCCCUGCCUACUCCAGUACUAUUGCCUCCCUGCCAGGCCCUCACCUACCUGGGGUUCCAUGUGACUCCUCUGCCUCGUCCUCCUCCUCCUCGUCCUCUUCCUCCUCUUCAACCUCGUCUGGCACUAGCCGAAAAGGCAGCCGCGACUGUUCAGUGUGCUUCGAAAGUGAGGUCAUCGCAGCCCUGGUCCCUUGUGGGCACAACCUCUUCUGUAUGGAAUGUGCCAAUCGUAUAUGUGAGAGGAGCGAGCCCAAAUGCCCUGUCUGCCACACCGGCGUCACUCAGGCUAUACGUAUAUUUUCAUAAGAAGUGUAACUCUUUGACUAUCUAGUGAGCGAGACUGACUACAAUAGCAACAACAGACUCUUCAUACUGCUUUAAUGGGAUCACCCAAUCCUCAUUUGGAAAGUGUACAUAGAUAUACAUAUGUAUGUAAGAGGCUGCAGUAUCCAGAAGAAGGGACAGACACCCUUUUUGGGCUCAGUCGUAGUUGUUAAUAAUAUUUGUAGCUUGGGGAAAUAUUUUCAACAUCUAAGUGCAUGUUUUAAAUAUUACAGCAUAGUAAUCAAUAGUUCUAGUAAAUUGUACCGUAUAUUUAUAAAGUGAGGAGAGUGGGCUGAUCCUUCCAGUUUUGCCAAUCGAAUGUAGUAAGAGGGGAGGCCAUGGCUGGGAAAUGUGGAGGGCUUCCAGUCAAACAGGACUAUUGACUUACAAAGAUACUGCAGCUUGAGGUCAGAAAUCACGUGAGGGAGAGCAACAACAUAUCCUACAUAUAUAUGUAUAGAAUAAAUUUCCACAAGUUAAAAGUUUUAAAUGACAUUAAUACAGAUUAAAGUAUUUUAUUCUUUUUGACUUGAAAGAUUAUAUUUCUUAUUGCAAAGAUGUUUACAAAUAUUUUAAUUUAAGUUCAGUGAACUUUUUGUAGCUGGGUUGAAAUAUUGUUUAUUUUUUAGUAUGGCCUUAUGGCAUUGAUCACUGUAUUAUUUUAAUAUCACACAACUGUGGGAGGAAAUCCAAGUCCACAAAAUGUGUAUUGCAUUUGACAGUAUUCUGUUGGGAUGGAGUUUUUAUAGGUUCAGCAAAAAAUGUCUUUUAAAUCUGCUUCACCCAGCAUAUUUUUUAUUCAGUAAUAUAAAGCAUAUUUUAUUCUAUAUUAUUAUGAAACAUGGAAAUGUACAAAACUUAGUAAGUUGAAAACAAAGAAACUGUUUAUGCUUUCUAAAAUUUGUAUGAAUUAGAUUCCAGUGGGAAUUACAGGCUUCUGUUGCACCACUAUAGUUUUAGUAUUUCUAUUUUAAUACAUUUGUUUACCACUUGUUUAUGUAUAUGUAGGUGAAGUUACUUGAGCGUAAAUGUACUUUAUUGAGCAAAGUUUAAGAACAAAGUAUAUUUUAUUUUAUGAUAAAGGGCCUUUAAUCUCAUGGUCAAAUACUAAUAUUAUAUUUGCUGAGACAAGAUUUGAAAAUGUAUCAAGAGUUUUAUUUUUCUGACAUUUAAAGUUAUACAUGAUAAAAAGUAAAACUUAAGUAA
This is a messenger RNA of Xiphias gladius (swordfish), 3098 nucleotides long. It is a transcript of the gene mex3b, whose product is annotated as mex-3 RNA binding family member B. Lineage: Eukaryota; Metazoa; Chordata; Actinopteri; Istiophoriformes; Xiphiidae. The transcript has 2 exons. The coding region runs from base 240 to 1874 and encodes 544 amino acids. Gene Ontology annotation, molecular function: RNA binding. The record is from RefSeq and is a predicted model, not a curated record.